AUGGGAGGCAUGAAUUAUCACAUCGAGAUUUUAUUCGAGGAUGGAAUCAGCUGGCUCGCACGCAUUCGAAGAUUCAACGCAACUUCUCCACCCCCGGAGCUGCGGGAUUACAUACUGGGCAGUGAAGUCUCAGCCUUGCAAUUCUUACGCAAGACGAAAGUUCCUGUUCCUACGGUUUAUGACUUCAAUCCAGACGAAUCAAACCCUGUCGGUGUUGGUUAUAUUCUUAUGGAGAAGUUGCCUGGGAAACCCUUGCGCUGGUCUCUUACUACCCCACAGCAGAGGCGAAGAGUGACUAGCCAACUUGCAGACAUCUAUAUUGAAUUGAAAAGGUUUCCCUUCUCGGUGAUGGGCUCUUUCAAUCAGCAAAGCUCUUCACAUAUUGGCCCCAUUGCACGAGAGUCUCUGGCUGACUUUCAAGACAUGCAUAUGAGAAUGCUUGGGCCUUACUCGUCUUCAGAAGAAUAUCUCAACGCGCACAUUCGAUUGAUACUGGAUUUGAUAUUACGACAAGAAUCCUACGUCAACCGCCCAGUUGAUGCUUUCCUGAUACACCGUUUCCUUCUAGAAACUGUACCCAAAAUUACUUCAAGAGAUGAUCCCGACGAUGGGAUGUUUUACUUGAAACACGCGGACGAAAAGGGUGACCAUAUCCUUGUUGACAACGACUUCAACAUAACGGGCAUUAUUGAUUGGGAAUGGGCGCAGACAGACUCGAAAGCAGCAGCUUUCAACUCGCCCAUUGUGCUUCUUCCGGUUGGCGAUUUCUACGAAGGGGCUGAUCAUAUCGGUGAAGACGAGGUUUUUUUCGCCGAGUGCUUGGAAGAGAAAGGACAUCCAGAUCUUGGGGAGAUAGUCCGGAAUGGGCGGCUUCUUCAUCGAUUCCAAUUUUGUUGCGGAUAUGACCUUGAUGAUUGGGAUGGAUUCAUUGGGCUCUUUUUCGGGCUACUCAAGACAUUGGGCUUCGAAGGGAAUCCAAACUGGGAAACCUGGAAGGCGGUGUCCUUAGAACGCUAUAGAGAGGAUAAUCAGCUGAAGCAACUCCUCAAUCUGUGCGAAGCCGAAUGA
Messenger RNA from Penicillium bovifimosum, 1068 nucleotides. Its product is annotated as phosphotransferase family protein. NCBI's taxonomy places the organism in Eukaryota, Fungi, Ascomycota, Eurotiomycetes, Eurotiales, Aspergillaceae. The record is from RefSeq and is a predicted model, not a curated record. The transcript has a single exon. Bases 1 to 1068 code for a protein of 355 amino acids.